AUCGCCUCCAAACUCGAGUGGUUCACCGAUUACGAGAACAUCGCCAAUCCAACGACGUGGCUGAUAUUGAUUACGUGGUUUGCAGCCGGCGUGCUCCUCGGCAAAUUCCGGAAUGGGACACUAUUCGCGAGCAGAGCAUCCACCGCCGACACGUCCGCAGCGGCGCCGGCCCAAGAAAAGAGGGCCAAGGGCUCGGCGAAGAAGAAAAAGGCGUAG
Emiliania huxleyi CCMP1516 is the source of this 216-nucleotide messenger RNA. RefSeq lists its product as hypothetical. The transcript has a single exon. Lineage: Eukaryota; Haptophyta; Isochrysidales; Noelaerhabdaceae. The record is from RefSeq and is a predicted model, not a curated record. The annotation marks the transcript as partial.